Molecule: messenger RNA, 324 nt
Organism: Coniophora puteana RWD-64-598 SS2
Lineage: Eukaryota; Fungi; Basidiomycota; Agaricomycetes; Boletales; Coniophoraceae
Exons: 2
Source: RefSeq, a predicted model, not a curated record
UAUAGAUUGGCUCGGAAGGCAGCUGACCACCUUGGUGGACUUGAUCCCAAGUACCAACCACUAGAAGAGAAAGACUUGGAGGCAAGAUCAGCCGCAAUCCAUGCAAGCGUCCGGGGCACCAAAAACAAACAUCUACCUUGGAUAUGGCGAGUUGAAGUUGAGGAGGCAGAGAGGAGUGACAAAUCAAAAUUCAUGGACACAUUUGACCGGAUUCAAUGGAUGCGUGCCAAAUGCCGGAGGGAUCGCUGGGAGGAAGAACUUAUUCUUCUCCACGAGGAGAUGAAACGAGUGCCCAAAUCAUUCAUGCACAAAGCCACACAGUGG